Messenger RNA from Trichoplusia ni (cabbage looper), 2026 nucleotides. Its product is annotated as AH receptor-interacting protein. The record is from RefSeq and is a predicted model, not a curated record. NCBI's taxonomy places the organism in Eukaryota, Metazoa, Arthropoda, Insecta, Lepidoptera, Noctuidae. The coding region runs from base 113 to 1087 and encodes 324 amino acids. The transcript has 6 exons. Gene Ontology annotation, molecular function: protein binding; peptidyl-prolyl cis-trans isomerase activity.
UCAAAUGAUUGUCUUUGUCAAAACUUGAAUUUGCAAUCGUGAAGGUUGUGAUAAAAACAAACAGUGUUUACUAUUUUAUUUUAGUUAUUUGUGCCAUAAUAUCUGUAACCAAAUGACUCAGCCCGUUGCUGUAAUUAAAAAUACUAUCUACGCUGGCCAAAAAUAUGUACCCAUUGCAAAUGGCAGUAAGGUACAUUUUCAUUUCCAAACAUGGAAACUCGGAGACGAGAGGGUGCUGCUGGAUGAUAGUAGAAAUAUAGGAAAAAAGGAACCUAUGGUCUUAGUAAUAGGUCAUAAAUUUAAACUUGAAGUCUGGGAAACUAUUGUCAAAAUGAUGGCUGUAGGAGAAGUUUCAAGCUUCCGAUGUAAAAAAGAGGUGGUGUUCAGUUACCCAUACAUAUCAAAGACACUUCGUGAACUGGGACAGGAUGCACCUAAAGCUAAGCACACAUGCACUAUGACCCUGCACACUGAGGGCUUAGGCUUCAAGGACCUGGAUGAGCUGAUGAAGAAUCCCUGUGAUCUGGAAUUCAUUAUAGAAGUACUUAAAGUAGAAAGAUCAGAUGAAUAUGAGAAGGAGUUGUGGCAGUACAAUGCAAAGGAGAGAGUGGAGCUGGUGCCCCUGCUCAGGGAGAAAGGCAACAAGCUGUAUAUACAGAAGAAAUAUGAAGAAGCAGAGAAGGCUUACCAUGAGGCUCUCUCUAUCUGUGAACAGCUAAUGAUAAGGGAAAGAAAAACUGAUGAUGAGUGGGCCGAAUUGAAUAAAAUUAAAUUGCCGAUUCUACUAAACUAUGCACAGUGCAAACUUUUAAAUGGAGAAUAUUAUGCUGUUAUAGAAUAUUGCAAUACAGUUCUGGAGUAUGAAAAAGAUAAUGAAAAAGCUUUAUACAGGCGAGGCAAAGCUCACGUCGGCGCCUGGAACCCAGACCUAGCUGAAGAAGACUUCAAACGGCUAAAGUCCUUAAAUCCGUCCAUGGCCGCCACAGUCGAUAAGGAACUUGAACAAAUUAAGAAGUUAAGGAAAGCUAAGGAGGAUCAAGACAAAGAUAAACUUAAAAACAUGUUUCUAAAGAACGGGACCACAUAACAUUAACAUUUAUAUCCUUACAGUUCUAUACGCGUAAAGUAUAAUAGGGCUGAUGACUGGGUAUAAAAAAUGUAGAUCAAUUUAGUCCGUCGGGUAAGUCGUGAAAAACUAAGACAAGUACACAAAUCUUUUUGUCUACAUCUGACCAAUAAAAAUAAUUUCAAUUCCGAAUAGCCUGCAGCAGAUUAUUUUGGGUAUUUGAUGUAGGGGCUUAGUAAUGUUUGCGUUCUAGUGACGUCAUGCGUAAGUUCUAUUACCUGUAUGUACGUAUUUAUCGUUUACAUGUAAAAUACGUAACCGUAUUCAUUAUAUUAUUACCUGACGGACUUGACAAAAAAAUGUCAUCAACCCUAUUAUUUUCUGUUUCUUCCCAUCGUAUCAUCUCCGCAAAUUACAAACAGACCUAGCCGCCAUUUUGAUGACGCAAUUUGACAGUUCUGUUCUAAAGCAACCUGUUUUUAAAGCUGCUUGUGACGUCAUGAUGACGUCGUUUUGUAUUAUUGCGGGUCCCGUCUGUUAAGAAUUUGUCGGGAUGAUACAAUACCCUUUGACAUUCGUAGUGUAGAUGCUGCCGAGGCCAAAGUGUACUUUAAGGUAGAUACAAUAUGGUUGGUUUUUAUUAUUUCUUCUUACUAAGGUAUGAUCUGUGAUCUCCCUGUGAACCUUUUAGAACCUAAAGCAUGGAAUAGUAAACCUAUGGAUUACUCUAAUAUUUUGUAAGCAAGAAUCGUAGGCGAAUAUUGUGUAGUUAUUUGUUGUGGCCUUUUUACCUCUAUGUAUGUUAGGUACAUACCUAACUUUAGCUUUUUUUAGUAUUUUAAUUGGUAUUUCAUUAAGGUAUCGAAAUUAAUUUCUUGGACUCUAUUAAAUGCGGACAACAUCACAUACAUUGUUCUAAACCCAAAGUAAGUUGCUGAAGCACUUGUGUUAUGGAAUUCA